CUUCCUCACAAGUCCCGCUGCUUCUCAGUCGCUGCCUCGCCGCGUGCGGACACCGCAUCUCCCUUCACGUUCGCCACUUCUUCACUGCGUGCGCAUCAAGGUGUUCGUGUUGUUCAGUGUUCGUCGCCUUGUCGACGUCUUCGCAAGGCGGGUCGUCUCAUCUUGAACAAGUAACAACUUCCCUUCAAGCGGUCAACUUGCAUCAAUCUACACAGCCUUGACAAGGUCGCACUCCCAUGAGCUGCAUCUCAAGCACCACAUGGCUCGGCCAAGUGUGACGCCUGUGUGAGAUGUGCUCCUGAGGCAGCGGAAGUGGUUGCCCUCCUCCCCCACCGUCUGCAGCCAAUCGCAAGCCUGCGUCUUGCCGUGAUGUCAUCGGAGGAAGACUCUGCAGAAGGCCCCGAUCGCACUUUCCUCAGGGCCAAGGCGAAGCGCGCGCGACAACGCGUAGACGCCGGCGAACCGCGCUCCGGUAACAACAGUCUUGUGGCGUCGCCGUUCCUCCGAUCGCCCCCGGCAUUGCGCAAUGGAUUCAUGAGUAGCCCUAAGGGGUUGGACGACCUCCUCGAAGCCGCUGCUGCCGAGGAGGCAGAGGUGCGUCCUGCUAACGGUGACGCUACCCCGCAUCUCUUACGCGACAUCCUGCAGUCGAGAAGGGAAGACGACGAAGAAGAAGACGAGGAGGAGGAAGACGUUGAAGACGAGGCGCCCUCAGCUGACGCGGCGUCGUCCAUGGACUGCGUUACUGCGCGAGCGUCUGACGACGAAGACGAGACGGGAAACUCUGUCCGGACGUCCGGAGGAUCUUCAACUGGUGCCGUUGACGCCAAGAAAGCACGCGUCGAGAACAUAGUCUCCAACAUGCUGCUUGGCCCUCCCCGGCCCGGUCCCAAUGGGAAUGGAGGGUCUGAUGCCCUAUCCACACCGGUGAAUGGAUGCAAGAAACGGAAACUCUACCAGCCACAACAAGCCAACAGGGCAGCGAGUGGUGAUGAGGAAGAGGAUGGUCUGGAUGAUUCUUUCGAUGAGGAACCUAACGCCAAGCAAAGACGCUUAGAUCGAGAAGCCUUCAGAAGAGACCUCCUCCGACUGCAGACUCAAGUCGCCACGAUGCAACGUCGUUACGAUGAAAUGCGCAGCGACGAGGAGGACCUCGUCUCCGAGGACUCUGCGGCCGACGACGUGUCAGCGGAUGCACCGAGAUCGUCUCCUUUACGUGAUGUGAAACCUCCAACGAGGGAUGUGACCCCUCCACCGAUAUUAUCCGACACACGCGAUGACCGCGAUGUCAAAAGACCUCAUCCCGAAGCGCGACAGACUUGUAUUGUGCGACCACAACCCGCGAUGGACGUGGACCGGCUCGUAUCGGCCCUCAAGAACGAGAUGACACAGAUACUUCCGCGAGUGAUAGACGGAAUUGUGUCGCGGUUCACCGACCGACGAUCCGAGGCCCGUUCCCCUGCUACCACCACUAAGGACCAGAGCCUGCUCACCCAAAUGUUGGACAGUAAAUCUCCCCGCAGCAUGAACGCUGCGAAAGUGAUCGACCGUGGGCGUCUCAAUGGUCACGUGCAGCCUCCUCAACCGCCCUUGAAUGCGGCUUCCUUGCGGAGUUCCCCGUGUGAAGCAUCUCGAACUCUUUUUCCCGGUGGCUCUCCUUACAAAGCGGCCAGUUUCGGUAACGGCGACCUUCCAGAGCAGACAGAGGCUAUGUCUUUGGUGGUUCCCGCAAAGAAAAAGAGGCACAAGGUCACGGACACGCGGUUGACCCCGCGCGACAGCCCUAAGUGCGGCGAGACGCCCGGGUUCCCGCCUCCACCGCUUGUCCCUGUGUCUCUGCCCACGACGGUUGCCAUCCCGAACCCGAGUCUGCAUCACCAUGCGGAUGUGUUCUCGUUUCAUGUGGACCACCCGCGGUUGUACGACGAGGACGGCCAUCCGGGUGCACACCAUCCAGGUGGACAUCACCCACCCCCGUUGCCGCUCAUGUUGACACACUCUCCGGACUCCCUGCAUUACCCUGCAUUGCAUCCGCCUCCGCCGCCACCACCACCGCCGCCAUCGGCGAGGCACCAGCAGGAGAAUGACUCGGACAAUGGUGAUAGCCAGGGUUACGACUCGGGCAUGGCUAUGAUCUCAUUCCUCAAGUACAUCAAUGGAGGCGGCGCCGGAGGUGGAGGCAGCGCUCGCGGCACGCCGCCGGGGCCCCUAGCCCGCGACAGCUCAAGCCAGAGCACGGGUUCAGACUCCCCCGGCGGAGGCUACAAGGGAUCCUCCAUGUCUGGCAGCUUGGGGCCCGGCGGCUACACGAGCACACUCACGCCCAUGCACCUGCGCAAGGCCAAGCUCAUGUUCUUCUACGUGCGCUACCCCAGCUCCGCCAUCCUCAAGAUGUACUUCCCGGACAUUAAUUUCAACAAGAACAACACGGCACAGCUCGUCAAAUGGUUCUCCAACUUUCGGGAGUUCUACUACAUCCAAAUGGAGAAGUACGCCCGUCAGUCGGUGAGCGAGGGGGUCAAGAACGUCGAGGACCUCAAAGUGAGCGCCGACUCGGAAUUGCUCAGGGUGCUCAAUCUCCACUACAACAGGAACAACCACAUUGAGGUCCCCGAAAACUUCCGGUACGUCGUCGAGCAGACCCUACGCGAGUUCUUCCGUGCCAUAGUGGCCGGCAAGGACCAGGAACAGUCGUGGAAGAAGGCCAUCUACAAGGUCAUCGCCCGCCUCGACGACAAUGUGCCCGAGUACUUCAAAUCUCCGAACUUUCUAGAACAGCUCGAGUGACGGCGGGCCCCCCCUGCAGCCCCACAGCCCUCAUGGCCCCCCGCCUCCCCACUCGUGCCUUCUGCUUUCUUGCAACAGCACGGUUGUUUCUUGGGGCCACCCUUGCUUCUGUGAGCUCGGCACCCGCGGACGUUGCAGCUGAGGGGGUUCCACCACCGUUCCGCAUCGUCCAGAACACGGUUCGUUUGGAAAACGGUGUCGCUUUGGCUUCGGGCUUGGUACGGGAGAACAAAGCAUGAAAAAUUCGCUUUGGAACAGGAUGAGUGCCUCAUCCCUAGUCAAGAAAUUAUUUCGUCCCCUUAAAGCGAACCGGGUAAAUGCAACGCUGCAGGUUUUGCGAACGCAUUCUGUCCGGUUUCAAAAGGAGCGACUCCAAGAAAAGUUUUUGCGUGCAACUAGUCAAAGUUACCUCUUUUUAUUUUUUUAAAUUAUACGUUUGCUGCGUAAUCUCUGAUUUUAGAAUACAUUAUAAGAGAGAGGAAUGGGAAGCUAGAGAAAAAGGGGGGGGGGGGGCUAUUGCCGACAUGACGUGAAACGUUAAAGUAUGCAACAGAGCAGGUACUUUUAAAAGGCUCGCGUAUCAUUCUUGAACGCUAUCGAGUCGCAGCCGGGAAAUGUCAAAAUGGUGCCUCAAAAGGGUGUCCCGUUGCUGCGGAAUCGGAGACGACAGCAGUGUCACACUCGCUGACGCAGAUGUCAAGACUAAACAACUCUCGUGGACACUGUUAUGUCUUUGUCCCCGCCCUUUCUGGUCACACCUGUGCAUUUCCUCUGAAGGUUUCGCCUACGACAAAAGUUUUAAAAAAAAAUACUUCCUGUUCUGUAGCGUCAGGAUGAACAAAACAAAAAAAGUACAUGCGGCAAUAUUCGUUUCCUGUUUUCGCUCGCCUUUGUCUUGCCACAUUACGCAGUCAAACAGAGGCGAGAAUUUUAUGACAAAAUGUCGCGAGCGGAUAAUAGUGUAUAGUAUAUACCUCGUUACCAGUAUGUGCUCUUGUUGGCAAAGUCCGUGCAUCCUAUAUUAUACCGAGCUGAGAAAAGCGUGGCAUUAAAGUCAGCUUCGCGAGUGGCAACUAGUCAGUAAUAUAAAGAAAAAAAAAUGUUACGGACAGACGGGCAUAGAAAAAGACAAAGAAACGCAGCAUUCCCAAAGAAAUACUACCAUUCUUCUUCUGUAAUCUCAGACAGAGGGACGCGAACUAUGUAACAGUAAUGUUAUUCGAGUUCCUCUUUUUAUUGUCGUUGUGUAUUUGAUGCUCUGUAUUUAUUGUGCGUUCGUGUUUAUCACCAUUCGUCUUGUAUUUGUUAUUGACGCGCCGUUCGCCAAAGCGCUUAACACCGAAAGAAACAUUCCGUUUCUAUUACCGUACGAAUAUGCGGAACGGUGGUGAUGGUGGUGAUGGUGGUGGUGCUGUGAGGGAUGGCGACCUGUGUUCGAACUCAGCGGAUUCUUCAACUCCCCGUGUGUGUGUGUGUAUGUGUGUGAUUCAAAAAGGGAGAGAUGUCAGCUUCCUUCUGUCCUAAGGACACUAAAUAAUCAAACCGAUUGAGAAAGAGAUCACGUGAGGAGACUGCUCUGUGCAUGACGGACCACCAAGACAACAAGCAUAUCUACGUACCAGCUGGACUUCCUUUCAUGUUUUUUUUUUUUGUUUCUUUUCUGGCCACUACACCAAGACUGUUACGUGAUUUCACAGUGUGCGCGCGUGUGUGUGGAUAUAAUGUGAAGGGACAGUGGAACAAACAGGCCCGAGGCUGUAGCUGGUCACGUGGCCCAGACUUUCCAAUUAUUGUUCCAUCGUGGCGCAGAAAAUGAUGCGAGCGCGCCAAAGAAAUGGCGAAUGGUAUUUUCCCGUGUUUUGCCCUAUCUGAAAUAUCGGGAAACUGUUACAAGAAACGAUUGAUGCAGUAAUGUGAAAAAAAAAAAAGACACAACAAAAGCUUUAAAGAGAUCAUUCUUCUACGGGACAACUUUAUUCUGAUCUGUUUUUAUCGAUGAUUGCUUGAACAUCCGAAUCUCAUUCCGAUUUUUCUUGCUGCCGACUUCAUCACCAAGCUGUCUGCAGAAAACUUUCAAGUGCCUUUCUCUCUAUGUCUCUUCCACUGCCCUCUCUCUCCCCCGGUAUCUGUCUUAUAGGACGUGUCGACAUCCCCGCGUUCAUUGUUCCAUAGCAUAAACUACCACUUUGUCCCGUAUCACCGAUAAGCAGGUAGGACACAGAGCGUAUAGUCUCGCCCACCAUAUCUUGUGAACAUAUCCUGCCGUUCUCACAACUGUCUGUCCCUCUCUCUCGAGCCCCGUGUUGCCAGCCACAAAUCGCUGACGUGUAAAGUCAGCGGGCAUCUAGUCCCUGCCAGCCCCACUGAGAGGGCGCGCGUGCGUGGCGCAUCAAAUGUACAUAUCUCGCUAUAAAUUGAUAACCAACACAUUCCACACGAGGAACACAAAGCGACGAUAAAAGACUCGGCGUUAUAGAUCAAACAUAAUCUCCCGGUUACAUCGGUAUACCAUUCGCUGGAGGAGUGUCAGGACUUUGUUUUUUUCUUUCUUUUUUUGACGGUUUCAGCUGCGAAAAAGGAAAAGAAAAAAAAAAGGGUUGACUGUGCUCUUUGAGGGUAUACCUGUACUGUGAAGUGCUUCGAUUGUCACCUUCGUGGAUUGACGCGCUUAUAAUUUAUUGCUUGUAUCUUACGAUGUCUGUUAUCACUGUAUACAAGUUGUGGGCACACUUUACACGCUGACCAUGUGAUUUUUUCCUUUGGCAUAUCGACAUUGUUAGCUCACGGGUCUACGCUUGCCGAAACGGCAGCGACUAAGUCAAGACCAUAUUCAACGUGGCGGCUAAGAACCAUCACUAGGGCGUGUAAUGUUCUUUCUGAUGGUUUCCACGCGACCAUGUGAUUUGUAUAAAGCCUAUGAACCAUAUUGCAGUUUUUUUUUUUUGUAAUCAUAUCGUCUCCUGUAUAGAUCAGAUCAUUGUUCACAUUAUUCUACCAUAAUUAAUAUAUAUAUAUAUAUUAUAUAUAUAUAAAUAUAUAUAUGGAAGUAGACUUUUUUUUUCUUGCGUCUUUCUCGAGCACCUUGUAAAGUCUGGCAUUCUCUGUUGAGGAGCGUUUGCUGCGCGAAAUAAUUCAUUUUCCCCCUCUCCACGGCUGUUUGGGAAGUCACUGUUAACAGUCGUAUUUAUUUGUGGACUCUCAUGUGAGGAGAAUCUCUCAACCUUCCCCCCAGAGGAGUGAGGAAAUCCAUGCAAAGUUUUGGGUGUAGUGCAUAGUUGGUUCUCAGUUACAAAAUAAAAGUCCAUUUCC
Messenger RNA from Ornithodoros turicata, 6096 nucleotides. It is a transcript of the gene pros, whose product is annotated as homeobox protein prospero-like. The coding region runs from base 370 to 2787 and encodes 805 amino acids. Lineage: Eukaryota; Metazoa; Arthropoda; Arachnida; Ixodida; Argasidae. The transcript is spliced from 7 exons. Gene Ontology annotation, molecular function: DNA-binding transcription factor activity, RNA polymerase II-specific; RNA polymerase II cis-regulatory region sequence-specific DNA binding. The record is from RefSeq and is a predicted model, not a curated record. Gene Ontology annotation, cellular component: nucleus. Gene Ontology annotation, biological process: regulation of transcription by RNA polymerase II.